GUGAUGGACUAGUGGUUGAGACACUGAGGAUGGGAUUCGGGUUGUCGUGGACUGCCAGCAACUGCAGUGUCUGCGAGCGGAGCGGGGGAAAGUGUGGAUUUGAUUACCAAGUUUAUCAGUUCAGAUGCUUCUGCACGGACAGGCCUCAUGCCCUGCGUUGUGCUAUUCCUGAUGGCUGGUGUUCUUUUGUUCGUCUUCCUCGCACUCUCUCGUCUCAUGCUCCUUUCAGCUGACGAUGGUACUGGAAAGACUCAUCCAAAUUGCCCUCCCUUCAAAUGUGGAAACUUAGGAGAACCAAAAUUCCCCUUCACUACAAAGGACCGGCCUGAGUACUGUGGAUUAUUCUUAAUAGAAGGUUGUGAUGCAGAUUCUCAAAAGAUCAGACUGGAGAGAAAGGGACCGCUUUAUCCAUUACAAAGUAUUUCUCAGGCUGGUGAUGUAACAAUCAAGGACGAAAGACUUGAGAAAUUCUUAAACCACCGUGACCUGCAAUGUGAGGGCUUGAACAACGUGGUUCCUCCCAACUCUUCUUCUAUAUCUUUCAGUGUAAUUUCCAAGAUAAACCUCUUAAAAUGCCAUUCUAGAGUAAGUCACACCCUCCAUACAGAUUAUAACCAUACAGGCUGCCCUGGCUACGUUAUCUACUACAACGGCAACAAUCGCAAGUUGCCCAACCCUCCUCCUCCUCAGUGUUUACCCAUUCAGCUUCCAGAAAAAGAAAAUUCAAAUUUCAGUAGCAUAUUUUCAGUCUUAACCGCCACACUCCAUCUUCAAGUACUAGUAUCGCCUGACUGCUAUCAGUGUCAUUACCAAGGAGGUGAAUGUCAGACAAACAGCAAAGGAGAAUUUCAAUGUUACAUGGCUCACAUUAGAAGUAACUCAAGACAAAGACAAUUGAGGUUGAAGCUAGGACUUGGUUUAGGCAUUGGAGGUCCAGCCAUUCUGAUGGCCAUAAUUUCAGCCUAUGUAUUCCGACUUCGACACUACAAAAGAGAAUGCAAUUCCACACACUCAAAUAAUGCUUCUUCUGAUCUUUCCUCAAAAUCAGACCUCGAAGGAGGGACUGUAUGCUUUGGGGUCCCCAUUUUCUCCUACAGGGAACUUGAAGAAGCUACAAACCAUUUUGAUUCUGAAAAAGAACUUGGUGAUGGAGGUUUUGGAACUGUGUACUAUGGCAAACUUCGAGAUGGGCGAGAAGUCGCAGUCAAGCGGCUAUACCAGCACAAUUAUAGAAAGGUUAAGAUAUUCAUGAACGAAGUCGAAAUCCAUAGAGGAUUGCGCCACAAAAAUCUGGUCACCCUUUAUGGUUGCACUUCACGACGCAGCCGUGAGCUUCUACUUGUGUACGAGUAUGUUUCUAAGGGCACCGUUGCUGAUCAUCUCCAUGGCGAUCGAGCUGAUCCCAGUUCACUCCCAUGGGCCAUUCGCUUAAGCAUUGCCAUAGAAACCGCUAGUGCCCUGGCUUACCUCCAUGCUUCAGACAUCAUACACCGCGAUGUCAAGACUACAAAUAUUCUCCUUGACAACAAUUUCUGUGUCAAAGUUGCAGACUUUGGGCUUUCCAGGUUGUUCCCAACUGAUGUUACUCAUGUCUCAACCGCUCCACAAGGAACACCAGGCUAUGUUGAUCCAGAGUAUCACCAAUGCUACCAGCUCACUGAGAAGAGCGAUGUGUAUAGCUUCGGAGUUGUCCUCAUUGAGCUCAUAUCAUCAAUGCCUGCUGUUGAUUUAAGUAGGGAUCGAGAAGAGAUUAAUCUGGCUAACUUAGCUAUCGACAGGAUUAAAAAAUGUGCAUUUGAUCAGUUGAUAGAUAAAUCUCUUGAUUAUGAAUCAGACGACGAAGUUAGAAAGAUGAUAACUGAUGUAGCAAAGCUGGCUUUUCGAUGUUUGCAACAUGAGAAGGAAAUGAGACCCUCCAUGAAGGAGGCUUUGAAGGAGCUAGAGAUGAUUCAAAAUGGAGAGUCCAAGUCAGAGAAUGCUGAGGGACUGCAUGAUAAUCAUCAAGUGUUUGAGAGUGAACGGCCUCCGCCUUCACCCUCUGAAUGUGAUGAGCUGGUACUUUUGAAGAAUAUCCGGCUACCAGCUUCACCCCUCUCUGUGACAGAGAAGUGGGUUAGCGUGAAUACAACACCUAAUUCCAGUUCAUAGAGUUCCUCCUUCCAUUUUGCCGAAUAGCUAGAAUGUGUAGUAAGAUCUCAUAGUAGACCAAAUAAAGGAGCACAUUUAUUGGUUAUUCAGAUAUUCUCCAGGUUGGAGUGGAUGUAAAUAGUAAAAUGAGCAGCAAUCAUAUAUACUAGCAUUGUCGCUGCGCCUAUGGCGCAGCUCAAUGAGCUGAAUAAUAUCAUGCAUUGAGGUUAAUCACCAUAAACACUUGAUUUUCCUUCAUAACUGUAAACACUUUAUUGUAAUUGAAACCAUCUAUAUAUAGUCAGUCAAAUAUCUUAUAUAUAUAUA
Molecule: messenger RNA, 2454 nt
Organism: Tripterygium wilfordii
Lineage: Eukaryota; Viridiplantae; Streptophyta; Magnoliopsida; Celastrales; Celastraceae
Product: LEAF RUST 10 DISEASE-RESISTANCE LOCUS RECEPTOR-LIKE PROTEIN KINASE-like 1.1
Exons: 5
Coding region: 148-2148 (666 amino acids)
Biological process (GO): protein phosphorylation
Molecular function (GO): ATP binding; polysaccharide binding; protein kinase activity
Source: RefSeq, a predicted model, not a curated record